Molecule: messenger RNA, 2012 nt
Organism: Sapajus apella (tufted capuchin)
Lineage: Eukaryota; Metazoa; Chordata; Mammalia; Primates; Cebidae
Gene: RNASE7
Product: ribonuclease A family member 7
Exons: 1
Coding region: 759-1229 (156 amino acids)
Biological process (GO): defense response to Gram-positive bacterium; innate immune response; defense response to Gram-negative bacterium
Molecular function (GO): nucleic acid binding; RNA nuclease activity
Source: RefSeq, a predicted model, not a curated record
AGGUAUCCAUGUAUUUGGGAAUUCUAAGUGGAGAGGCAUGAACCUGAUUCAUUUCCUGAUCCAGUGAUGCUCCUCAGCCCGCCCCCAAACAGAGACAGCACAGCCCAGGCCAGCUCUUAAGGAGUUCAGGAGUGAGAAGAGGCCCUCAGAGUUCUGACAGCCUAUAAGUGUGUGGAUGCAGCCCCAGCCCACUGAGCAGGAGUCACAGCAAGAAGACCAAGUACAAAGGUGAGGCUGCGGCAGGAGCUGGAGAGGAGUGAGGACAGAGAAGGAAGGAUGGGUUCUGAUCAGAUGAGAGUACACUCAGGUGAGUGAUAAAAUGGAUAAAGGAGGGACUGGAUUUAGGGGAGAUGAGGACACACAUUGGGGAAAAGGGAGAGUGAUGUUGGGGAUGGAGGCGAAAAAUGAAAAAGAAUGGGAACACAGGGGAGAUGGGAAUGGGGAUGGGGAGGGGAUAAGGCAGACACAGGAACAUGGGGACACAAAGGAGAUGAGACUUGAGGGAAAGGGGAGAGGACAGAGUGACAGGCAGCAGGGCCAGAAUGAAGGGAGGAGAAAUACAAGGUGAGAGAUGGGGCACAGUGGAUGUGGACACACAGAAGAAGAGGCAGAGAUGAGACACAAAGGGAGGAAAGGAGACAAGUGCCUAGGGAGAUGGGUGAUUAGCUCAUAUGAGCAGGUAUAGGAGGACUAAUUUCUCGACUGAACACUGUCCCAGUGACCCCUGCCCUCUAUUCUGACUGCUCCCCCUAAGAGAGAUGGCACCGGCCAGAGCAGGAUACUUCCCCUUUCUGCUGCUGCUGCUGCUGGGGCUGUGGGUGGCUGAGAUCCCAGUCAGUGCCAAGCCCAAGGGCAUGACCCCAUCUCAGUGGUUUAACACUCAGCACGUGCAGCCCAGCCCUCAAGCAUGUGACUCAGCCAUGAGAGACAUCAACAAGCACACAAAACGGUGCAAAGACCUCAACACCUUCCUGCAUGAGUCCUUCUCCAGCGUGGCCGCCACCUGCCAGACCCCCAACAUAACCUGCAAGAACGGCCAUAAAAACUGCCACCAGAGCCAUGGGUCCGUGUCCCUGACCAUGUGUGGGCUCACCUCAGGGAAGUACCCGAACUGCAGGUACAAAGAGGAGCACCUGAACAAGUUUUACAUAGUGGCCUGUGACCCUCGCCAGAAAAAGGACCCUCAGCAAUUCCACCUGGUUCCUGUGCACUUGGACAGAGUCCUUUAGGCUUCCAGAUCUCCUCACUCUUCGGCUGAGCCUCAGGUCCCUCUCCUGGGCUCUGCAUCACUCCUCCUACACCCAGAGCAUUCUCUUCCCCUCAUCUCUUGGGACUCUGGUUCAGCCUCUGCUGGGAGGCUGAAGCUGACACUCUGGUGACCCGAACUCUAGAGUCAUGGCCUUUCAUCUUUUUGUUGCUGUUUUCCCAGAUGCUUAUCCCCAAGAAAGGGGCUGAGCAAGCUCAAGGCUGUGUGUUCCCUGGUCUCUGCCUUUGCACAUGUCUCCCUUGUCCUCUGGCAUUAUGGCAUUAUGGCAGCAUGACAAGGGGAGGAAAUACAUGGAAAAGGGGCCUAUGAUUUGUGGAUAGAGCUGUUUCUGUUCCUGAACUAGAAGUCUUCCCCAGCUCUGACGUGGUAGUGAGGUGAAGCAAAGAAAAAUAUAAAGAAAUACCACUUCAUAUUUUUAUAGCACUUCCACGUGAACCCUCUAAUCCCUUGUGACAUAGACUUGACAGGGAUUGUAUGCCUUCUUUAUGGAUGAGGAAAUUGAGAUUUUAGAAAGCUUAAUUAAUUAAAUAGCCCGUCUAAUUAGUGAGCAGCAGAACCUGGACUUGAACCUAGGUUUCCUUGCUUAAAUAUAGCAUACUUUCUACUCUACCAGUUGGGCAAGAAAGCAGAUACUGUUACAGGGGCAAGAGGUGAACUAGGUAAGAGUUCACCCAUGAAGAAUGAGUGCUCUGAAGAGCCAGUUACCCUGUGUUGGCUGCAAUGAAGCUCAUUACCUCUCUAGCCA